UGUAGAACGCAACGCGAGUUGAAAUGCACAGCGGUAGCGGUUGUAUGAAUUCUGUCGGAACAUAUCAGCUGAUCUUUAGGUCGUUUUUUUUCGUUGACUUUUAGACUAGAUUCAUUCAACUGAACACAACUAGUUUAUUACCAACAUAAAAAAAGAUCACCUGUAAAAUGGAUUGUUCUUCUGAGGCGGUGCAGUUGCUUUCGGAUGAAGCCACCGCUCCAUUGGAAUUGAAAAAAGGAAUGUCCAUAUUCCUGGAUAUCUUAAGAAGAGCAGAUAAAAACGAUGAUGGGAAGUUGUCGUUUGAUGAGUUCAGAGCCUACUUCCAUGAUGGAGUUUUGACAUCCGAUCAACUGAAGGAGCUCUUUAACACCAUAGACACUCACAACACAGACAAUGUGGACACUGACGAGCUGUGUGAGUACUUCUCCCAGCACCUUGGUGAAUACGAGAAGGUCCUGGCAGCUCUGGAGGACCUCAACAUGACAAUACUGAAGGCUAUGGGCAAGACCAAGAAGACGAGGCCCAGUAAAGCCUGAUGUGCUGUCAAUCCAGUGGUCAGGGAGAAGAUCCAACCGAAGGCUUCAAAGAAAUAACAGUCUGUCUCCUAACAACCCACUACUCAGCCUGGUCAACUCCGGUCUGUAUGACGAGGACAACCAAUGGAUGACUCAGGUCAACAGACUCCAGAAGCUUAUUGACCGGCUAGAGAAAAAGGAGGUUCGUAUGGAGCCAGUUGAAGAGGAGGUGUUGGAAGGAAUCACCAAAUCACACAUCCUGAUAGUCCAGAGACAGCUGAAUGUGUUGGAGGAGGAGCUGGAGGAGUUCCGCCUGGCUCUCAGGCAGUACAUGGAGUGUGCCUGCGCCCAGACGGGCUGCCUGCAUGUGGCAGUUCAGCGACUGGCUAAUGAGUCCCGUUUCAUCCUGUACGAGUUCUGGGAACACAACCACGUGUGGAAGAACCAUCUCCAGACAAACUACAGUAAGACUUUCCAGAGAGGUAACGUGGACUUCCUGGAGACACCAGAGCUCAUGACCACCAUGCUGGUGCCUGCCUCCUGGUGGGUCCUAAACAACAACUAAAUGACAUCACGCCAGGCCGACUGAGGACCGCUAUCGAUCAGAAACGUAGUUUGUAGUCUAUCGUCUAUCAUUAGCAUUGGGAAGAAGUGCACACACACACACACUCACGCACGCACGCACACACACACACAAUACGGUCAACUUGUACUGUGAAGUCAUUCUGAAUUAUUAUGUAUCAGACCUUUGUGUCCCUUCCUCAUUAGCUGUGUAUUGAUGAUGCUGUGUCAUGCUCCUAGGUGUUUACCCUGUUAGGAUGAUGCUGUGUCAUGCUCCUAGGUGUUUACCCUGUUAGGAUGAUGCUGUGUCAUGCUCCUAGAUGUUUACCCUGUUAGGAUGAUGCUGUGUCAUGCUCCUAGGUGUUUACCCUGUUAGGAUGAUGCUGUGUCAUGCUCCUAGGUGUUUACCCUGUUAGGAUGAUGCUGUGUCAUGCUCCUAGGUGUUUACCCUGUUAGGAUGAUGCUGUGUCAUGCUCCUAGAUGUUUACCCUGUUAGGGUGAUGCUGUGUCAUGCUCCUAGAUGUUUACCCUGUUAGGAUGAUGCUGUGUCAUGCUCCUAGAUGUUUACCCUGUUCGGAUGAUGCUGUGUCAUGCUCCUAGGUGUUUACCCUGUUAGGAUGAUGCUGUUCCACACUCCUAGAUGUUUACCCUGUUAGGAUGAUGCUGUGUCAUGCUCCUAGGUGUUUACCCUGUUAGGAUGAUGCUGUGUCAUGCUCCUAGAUGUUUACCCUGUUAGGAUGAUGCUGUGUCAUGCUCCUAGAUGUUUACCCUGUUAGGAUGAUGCUGUGUCAUGCUCCUAGAUGUUUACCCUGUUAGGAUGAUGCUGUUCCAUGCUCCUAGGUGUUUACCCUGUUAGGAUGAUGCUGUGUCAUGCUCCUAGGUGUUUACCAUGUUAGGAUGAUGCUGUUCCACGCUCCUAGAUGUUUACCCUGUUAGGAUGAUGCUGUUCCAUGCUCCUAGGUGUUUACCCUGUUAGGAUGAUGCUGUGUCAUGCUCCUAGGUGUUUACCAUGUUAGGAUGAUGCUGUUCCACGCUCCUAGAUGUUUACCCUGUUAGGAUGAUGCUGUUCCAUGCUCCUAGGUGUUUACCCUGUUAGGAUGAUGCUGUUCCAUGCUCCUAGAUGUUUACCCUGUUAGGAUGAUGCUGUUCCACGCUCCUAGAUGUUUACCCUGUUAGGAUGAUGCUGUGUCAUGCUCCUAGGUGUUUACCCUGUUAGGAUGAUGCUGUGUUAUGCUCCUAUGUGUUUACCCUGUUAGGAUGAUGCUGUGUCAUGCUCCUAGAUGUUUACCCUGUUAGGAUGAUGCUGUGUCAUGCUCCUAAAUGUUUACCCUGUUAGGAUGAUGCUGUGUCUUGCUCCUAGAUGUUUACCCUGUUAGGAUGAUGCUGUGUCAUGCUCCUAGGUGUUUACCCUGUUAGGAUGAUGCCGUGUCAUGCUCCUAGGUGUUUACCCUGUUAGGAUGAUGCUGUGUCAUGCUCCUAGGUGUUUACCCUGUUAGGAUGAUGCUGUGUCACGCUCCUAGGUGUUUACCCUGUUAGGAUGAUGCUGUGUCAUGCUCCUAGAUGUUUACCCUGUUAGGAUGAUGCUGUGUCAUGCUCCUAUGUGUUUACCCUGUUAGGAUGAUGCUGUGUCAUGCUCCUAGAUGUUUACCCUGUUAGGAUGAUGCUGUGUCAUGCUCCUAGAUGUUUACCGUUAGGAUGAUGCUGUGUCAUGCUCCUAGGUGUUUACCAUGUUAGGAUGAUGCUGUGUUAUGCUCCUAUGUGUUUACCCUGUUAGGAUGAUGCUGUGUCAUGCUCCUAGAUGUUUACCCUGUUAGGAUGAUGCUGUGUCAUGCUCCUAGAUGUUUACCCUGUUAGGAUGAUGCUGUGUCAUGCUCCUAGAUGUUUACCGUUAGGAUGAUGCUGUGUCAUGCUCCUAGGUGUUUACCAUGUUAGGAUGAUGCUGUGUUAUGCUCCUAUGUGUUUACCCUGUUAGGAUGAUGCUGUGUCAUGCUCCUAGAUGUUUACCCUGUUAGGAUGAUGCUGUGUCAUGCUCCUAAAUGUUUACCCUGUUAGGAUGAUGCUGUGUCAUGCUCCUAGGUGUUUACCCUGUUAGGAUGAUGCUGUGUCAUGCUCCUAGAUGUUUACCCUGUUAGGAUGAUGCUGUUCCACACUCCUAGAUGUUUACCCUGUUAGGAUGAUGCUGUGUCAUGCUCCUAGAUGUUUACCCUGUUAGGAUGAUGCUGUGUCAUGCUCCUAGAUGUUUACCCUGUUAGGAUGAUGCUGUGUCAUGCUCCUAGGUGUUUACAUCAGCAGAGAUUCCAGGCAUGUGUCUCAAAUGGCACCCUAUUCCCUAUAUAGUGCACUACUUUAGACCAGAGCCCUAUGGAACCCUAUUCCCUAUACAGUGCACUACUUUAGACCAGU
This is a messenger RNA of Oncorhynchus kisutch (coho salmon), 3479 nucleotides long. It is a transcript of the gene necab1, whose product is annotated as N-terminal EF-hand calcium binding protein 1. The record is from RefSeq and is a predicted model, not a curated record. Gene Ontology annotation, cellular component: cytoplasm. Lineage: Eukaryota; Metazoa; Chordata; Actinopteri; Salmoniformes; Salmonidae. Gene Ontology annotation, biological process: regulation of amyloid precursor protein biosynthetic process. Gene Ontology annotation, molecular function: calcium ion binding.